UUAGUACACCUUUUUAAAAAAUACCUGACAAACUGAAAGUGAAAAUUGUACAUGUACAUUCUUCUGUCCCGCACUAAAAAUUGUGUGACGUCACGUAUAAGCAGUUUAUCAAUGGAGGAUAGAGGAGACACCCGUUUUACUAAUUGAGUCAAGAGAUUGGAUAGUAGUCGAAACUGUUUGGAUUGGACACAAUGGACCACCUCUCAUCUGUGCAUGAUAAUCCAUUUGUGCAGCGAUUUGGUCUUCCCCAUCAUGCACUAAGUGAAGAGGGUGCAUCUGUGCCAAGUUCAGCCAGCAGUGACCGUGAUGAUGAGGAACCCCAGCAGGAAUACCACGUCAACUCUGGCUUUGUGAACAAACUCAGGUCAAAGUUUUCACAACUGGAAAGUAAGAGCACAAAAAUUGGGCUUUCAAGGAGAUCUGCAAGUGUUGAAAAUCUUUUACAUGUAGGAGAAAGUUCUUCAAGGCCAAAGGAUGAGCGAGCUAAAUUUGGCGGUGUCAGGCGGAGCUACACUGAUGAUUUACCAGUGGCUGUCAAAGGUAAUGCUACAAUGCGAAACCUUGCCACAGUUGGUUACAAACCUCAGAUACGACCUCGCAGUAGUGAACUAGACAGGAGCAUGGGCAAGCCUCCUUUUGCAAAGAAAAAGGAAGUAGAAAGUUUGAGACAAAGUUAUACUGCAUUGACAAAUGUGAAGCCCCCCUUGCCCAAUAGGUCUUCUAUUGAUAAAAGCAAAAAGUAUGUGAGAAGUUCAAGUAAUGAUGCUAUUUUAAAGUCAAAACCAGAACAUCACGACUGGACAGUUGCACCAGACCUUGAAACAUUUGGGAGAGAUGAUAUAAUUAUUAUAGAACAUGAGCUUCAGAAUGUGGAUAAAGUAAAAAAUAAACCUGGAGUUUUUGAAAACAAAUCAAACAUAAGUGCUAGGAGAGGAAGUUUACAGGAAUCUGUGAUUGGAAGGGUAAAGUCUGCUGUAGAGAAGGAACGAGUUAGUGAUGAAAAUGAAUUACCGAAACCAAACACGGUGUCGGCAUUUAGAAAUUUAUUUGAGAAGACAAGUAAAACUGUUGAUACGCUGAAUGUAUGGAGGAACAGUUCCCCCACCAGAAAGUCAUCAGGGUCAGACACGAGAUCCCCGCAGGUUACCUCCCCUGCUGCAUCUCCAAGGUCCCCCCUCAUCAAUGUGAAUGAUGAAAAUGUGUUCGAAAACUCAAGAACUGUUAUCUCUAUAGAACAAGACAAGUCUUAUUCUCCGCGAGACACUUUUGAUGCAAGAAUAUCAAUCUCUGAUGGGAAUAUACCUACAGAUAACUCGUCUGCUAACACUGAAAAUGUAGACACAAGUUCAGUUUCUUUACAAAAAUCAAUAGAAGUUUUCCAACGGCGUUCAACAGAUAAACUUAGUGGUCCUGAAAAAUGGGGAUCUAAAAUUCGAAAUUCAAAAGAGCUGAGCCCAGAUCAAACAGAAAGUGUUCAACAAACUCUCACGCCUGUUAACCAUGUGUCUCAGGUUUUUGACUCCAAAUCUGUAUCAAAAUCAGAUCGACCAAUUCGGUCCAAACCUGCGCUUCCAAAAAAGAAAAAUCUGCCUCCAGAUCCCAUUGAGCUUAUACAUGAACAUAAACUAAUUGAAAAAGAGAAAAUAGAAGCGGAAAGGAUAAGGUUUCAUGCUCCUAAAGAUGUAGUUGAGCUAAAACAUGAACAUGACAAAGUUGAACAAGAAAGAAAAGGGAUUGAACAAAGAUUAUUGGGUAGUGAGGACAGUAUUAAAUUGGAAAAAGGAAAACCAGCGAGGCUCAACCUUGACAAGAAUGAACAAAACACUGGGGUGCUAAGUGAAGACCUUGUCAAACCCUCGGCAAACAAAGAACGUGAUAACUUGUCUCCAAGGCAAACUGAAAUAUUUGAUUCCAGUAAGAUCCUGAAAAAGAACAAAGAGCCACCAAAGUUGCCAUCUUCACCAGUUAACAGUCCCCUUACUGUAGAGCUCAUAAGCCAAGUGCCAAAUAGUUCCAAAGUGAAGACUAACACUUUAAGCUCUCCUAUUGCAACUAGCAAUAUUUCAUUCCCAAAGGAGCCAUCACCAGUAAAAAAAGGUAACGAUUUUGAGGCAAUGGGAGUUUCUUCUGGUAAACCACCAAAGAAAGAUCAACCAGCAGGGAGUGCAGGAAUGACUGAAAUAAAAACAAAUAUUAAACAAUCAAAAACUGUUAUUAACACACCUGCAUUCCCUAAAAUGGUUAAAACUGAAGCAAGGCCUCAGCCAGAUCAACGACCUAUGAAGCCUGCUGACAACAAGGAAGCGCCGGUGUCAGGAAUGUCCUCGUUCCUGGCCAACCGUCUGGGUAAGUCUGUAGAGCAGAGCAGCCAGCUAAAGACCUCCUCCAGUCACCUUGCCAACGGUUCAUUCCCAUCGCCUGUGCCCAAGAAGCGACAAGCACCUGAUGUGCCACUCAGUAACGGCACAGACACAAAUUCCAGAGAUUCCUCACCACCACCCCUUCCGAAGACUACAGAACCACCACUGCCUAGCACAAGUAUUGAUGAUGUCAUUAAGCGGCCUACUAAAAGCAAGAAAAUCCAGACUGCUACAAAAAUGGUGUUUGACUCGAGUAAGAUUGCUACUAAGAGAAAAGAACCUCCAAAACGUAGACCUACCAGAAAAACCUUGGAGCAGAUGAACAAAGAAGUGAAGCAAGAAGUUGUUAGUCUAGUGCCAAAGUUGGACUUGUCCUGUAUAACAGCCGACCCAGACACAGAGUACCAGGAGGGUUACAUACCCACAGAGAUCAGGCCGUGUCCCUACUUGUUCAUGGGGGCAGGGGUCACCAUCGGGAAGAGUCCUCUACACAGAACAAAAAAAGUUAAGGGAAAGAUAUCGUUCAGUGAGCUCCCUCAGACCCACGAGUAUGAGGGUGAGGAGUCUGCCCUCGCCAACUACCUAAUCCAGCACCCAGAGGAGAAGGAAGAUGUCCUCAAACAGGAGGAGGAGGUGGUGAAUGGAGUGGAUGGGGGCCAGGAGGACCUUCUGAAUGACUCUCCGCGAAACCCAGAUCAGCCAGACACGUCCAUCAAGGCCAACACUGUCAUCUCACACAACACAGGCGCACUGACAUCAUACAAGUCCAAGAUGCAGACAGAGGAUUUUCAGUUUGGCAUGCGCCUGGCAGAACCAGAGCCUGUUGUCAUGGACAACAGGGAUGAAGAAGUAGAUCCUGGGAGCUUGCAACUGCUGCCUGCCUCAGAGAGUGAAGUGGACGCAUUCUCCAGGGAGCUGGGGACGGUUACGGAUAUGCUGUUCUGACGACAGCCGCACGUAGGAUGAUUCUGCGACUAAUUGUCUCCUUUGAGAGAACACCUGCAUGGAGCUCCACAGAAAUCCAGCAGUAAAGGGGUGCUGUAAAAUACUGAUUUCAGAACAGACCGCUCAUAGCUUACUGAUAGAAUAUUCCAAUAACAUUGUUAUUAGUAGAAGUGAUGUAUAUAAUCACUAUUACUCAAAUUUGACAAUUUAGGCUAAAUGAAAAUAUCUUCCAGUAGAAAAACAGAUUGUGUUUAUCAACAUCUUACAUGUUGGCAGAAUGUUUGUGGAAGUUGUAUAAAAGUCUUAAAAUUGAUCACGCUAAGAGUUUACAAGUGCCAAUAUGUCCAUACAUUAUUUUGUAUUUCGUUUAUAUUACAAACUGUAUAAUGGGUGGAUAGGCUUUGUGGUUCUAUUAGAGUUAGAUAGAUGACAUUUAUGCUAUAAUCAUGAGUUUUUACAUUAUGUUUGGUUUAUGUAAGGGGGGGGGGGGGCUAUCCUGUUUGUGUUGCUUUUGGCUAACAUAGCUGGAUAUGUCUGUUCUUACUUCCUCGGCAGGCCCGUAUUGCAAUUCAGAGUACUUUGUUAUUUGUAAAAAAACACAUUUUAUAUAGAUGUAUGUAUUUUUGAGUUCAUACAGAUCAUUUGUAUAUCAUAAAUAAAUCACUCUCAUCUUUGUUCAUGUAGUCUCGUAAUGUACCAGUGUCUAUGAUGUUGUAAAAACUACAAUUAUGUGUAGUGUCAACUUUCUAUAAGAAGUAUUAAAUCAUUAAGGGUUAUAAGCACUGUUUCACUUUCAUAGCCAUGUCAUUUGUUAGUUCCAAAGUGAUUAAGACACAAUACUUAUUGCUUUUAGACUCUAUAGGCUUAAAUGUUACUUGAGUAAUAUUUGAAAUAAACCAUUAUUUGAGAACAACAUUCUAGAGUAAACAAACAAUUUUCCUUCGCGUCAAAACUCUGUGCAUUUCUAAGGAAGAAAGUAUAGAUGUGCUUAAAAGAUAUUUCCAGAAAGCUUGUUAAAGAUUCUAUUUGUCAGCAUUAGCUCAUACAAAUCCGUAUUUUACGGAAUGAGCAUAAUUAUUAGGAUUACAAAUUAUUAUUAGUGUUUGUAAGAUUUAUAAUGUGCACAAUGUUCUGAAGUAUCUAUUUGUCUUCCUGCUAUGUGGUUCUUUCAUUUUAAACUAUGCUGAGCAACGAUCCUGCUUGUCCCUUGACCUAGCUGUCUCCUUUCCACUCAUGUUAGUGUCCAGUAGAGAAUAAUAUAUUUUGAGCUGUAUGCUAACAUUAUAAGUUGCAUCUGCAAUAUACACUUGUUACUUGUUGUUAAUUUUUCAUUAUUAAUAAUAAUAUAUAUAUUAUUAUAAUGAAUCGUCUUAAUCAUAACAAUUAGCUGUAAGGGAUAAGUAAAUUGUUUGAUUUCUGUGCAAAUUGAUGAAUACUUCAAUCAAUACAACUCCUGUCUCCUUCCAUCAUUUCCCUGUUACAGUGCUUUCUAUAAGUCUACUUAGAAGACCCGCUACCUGACCAUCUAAGAAAUAUACCAGCUACCUGAAAGUUUUUUAUCCUUUCCUGUGGUCAUGUUUAAAAAUGAAAUCAUUAUAAAAUUAAGGGGUUAGGAUGUUAAAAAAACAACAACAAAAAGCAUGAAUUAAAACCAAACUUACCUACCCAACCCUCGACUAAGGCCAAAAAAAGUAUCUUGUUGUUUUGGCCUUAUUAAAGUUAAUUUCUGUGAAGACAUCUAGCAUUGUUUAUUAUUUCAGUGAAAUGUAUGUUUUUUGACUGGAAGAAACUUUCCAGGAGCACAGUUACAAUGAACAUUCAAGACAUCUUGAAUAUUCCCUGGGUUUAAUUUGCUACAUGUUAUAUUUAUACCUGCACACUUACAUUGGACACCAAAUACUUACUUUGCUUUAUACUUGCUCCAUUAUGCCAGACUGUACCGGUUUGUUUUCAUUGUUGUAGUUUGCUACAUGAUCAUUUCACAUUCCCGAAGUUUUCUGUAGAUAUGAGUUGCUGCCGGCUAGCAAAUAGUGCCUUGGCACGGAGACAUUAACAAAUGGGAUUCAUCAUCUGCUUAUCAAAAUGAAUGCACUGUUCUGUUUAUUUUGUUUUGCAUAAUUUCAUUGCCAUUUGUGUAUACAUUUUCAAUGACACAGUUUCAUUUUCCCCACUUGUCAUAUUCCACGAACGCAGUAGAAUUUGGUUAGGGCGCUUUUCAUUCCAGGCCAGCGUAUUAUAUGCACAUUCCUUAUAGAUUUUCGCUAGAAUGAAGGCAUUCCAUCCCACUUAAAAUACUCAAAAUUCUUAACUGAAAUUAUUAAAUGUAUUUAAGUUAUAAAGAAAGUUGUGAUUUGAUUGAAACUGUUACUUGAAAUUUAGUGGAGAAUGAUUCCCUUACAAUUCAUACAGUUUAAGAAUUUUUUGCUUUGUAUUUUAGAACAAGAUAAACAAUGGUCAUUCCUUAAAUGAAUAAGGAAAGUUGAAGUCGCAAACGCUUAAAACUAGAUUAAACAUGAAUAGUGUGUAUGCUGUCUAUAUAGCCUAACUGUGAAGGUAUUUGUAAUAUUUAGAUGUAUAUGAGAUUACAUUAAAGACACAAGCCACACUAAAGUACUUAAAACAAACCACAAGCACAGUCAUUGCAUUAUAGAUGUUCUAUUGACCAUAUGGCUGUCGUGUGUUUUAACCAUAUGACAUACAUAACCAUAUGACAUACAUGUGUGUUGACCAUAUGACUUACACAUAUGUGUUGACCACAUGGCUGACAUGUGUGUUGACCAUGUUGACCAUAUGGCUGACAUGUGUG
Mya arenaria is the source of this 6111-nucleotide messenger RNA. RefSeq lists its product as uncharacterized. Lineage: Eukaryota; Metazoa; Mollusca; Bivalvia; Myida; Myidae. The transcript has 5 exons. The record is from RefSeq and is a predicted model, not a curated record. The coding region runs from base 192 to 3305 and encodes 1037 amino acids.